GCACCCAAGGACAAGCCGUCCAAUUCAAAUAAACGAAAGCUCCUUGACGACAGCGACUCAGAAUCAGACGAUGGAGCUGCCAUUGGAAGCUCGAGCUUUAAGGUGAACGAAGAAUAUGCGCGCCGUUUUGAGCAUAACAAAAAGCGCGAGGAGAAGCAAAGAUUGGAAGAAAAGAUCAAGAGGGAAGAGGAGAAUGAUGAUUCGUCUUCCACCGAUGAGACAGAAGACGAAGAUGGUUUCCUUGCAACGGAAGACCUAGACGUUCAAAUUUCUGCCACACUACAAGCAAUUCGAAACAAAGAUCCCCGCGUCUACGACAAGGAUGUUACCUUCUAUAACCCCGAUGACGAGAACGCCGACACAAUGACCAAAGAGAAGAAAGAGAAGCCUGUUUUUCUCCGCGACUAUCAGCGAGAGAAAUUGUUAAGAGGCGACAUUGGUGGCUCAGAUGACGAGGAGGAGGCACCAAAAACAUACCAACAAGAGCAGGACGCAAUUAAAAAGUCCCUUCUGUCUGAGAUUAACGCUGCCAAACCUGAAGAUUCUGAUGAAGAGGACGAGGAUGAGGACGGCUUCAUCAAACGAAAAGAGCCAGCACAAUCAGAUUCAAACGGUCUACACCCCUCUAGAGCAAAGGCCGUGAAGCUCUCUGAAGUCGACGUGAAUAAUGCAGACAGGGAUCCGGAAACAUUUCUGUCGAAUUUCUUGGCCGCGAGAGCUUGGGUAGCGGAUGAGGGCUCAAGAUGGGAGGCCUUUGAGUCUGAUGAUGGAGAAGAGGACAACCGGGCAGAAGAAUUUGAACAGGCCUACAAUUUGCGAUUUGAGGACCCAGAAAAGAGCAACGAGGUUCUAAAAUCAUAUGCCAGAGACUUUGCGGCUGCGCGAUCCGUCAGACGAGAGGAAAAGACUGGCAGAAAGCGCCAGAGAGAGCUUGAGCGCGAGAAGAAGGAGGCAGAGAAGGAGCAACUCCGUGAAGACAAGGCCCGGUUACGAAAGCUGAAGCUCGAGGAAACCGAGGGCAAGCUUCGCAAGAUUAAGCAGGCGGCCGGAGCGUUUGGUAAGGAGUUGACGGAUGAGCAGUGGAUGAAGUUCCUGGAUGAUGCGUGGGAGAACAACAAGUGGGAGGAUGAGAUGAAGAAGUGGUUCGACGAGGGUUACUACGCUAUCAACGAAGCCAAUGUCGCUUCAGAUGACGAUGAGAUGGACGUUGAUGGGGAAGGCGACGACAAAAAGAGCAAGAAGAAGCGUCCCAAGAAGCCCAAGUGGGACGACGACAUCGACAUCAACGAUAUCAUCCCCGAUUUCGAAGAUGGCGAGGCAAAGCCAAACAUCGCCUUAUCAGACGACGAAGCACAAGACGCCAAUGAGGAUGACGAAGACGAGCCAUCCGCCAAGAAGCUCAAGUCGUCAGACCACAAGAAGGCCCGUCAAGAGUCCCAGAAGAAGGCCCGCCAAGAGCGCUCCAAGCUCGAGGCCCUUGUCGACGCCAAGAUGCACCUCACAGACCACGACGUGCUCAAGGGCAACGGCUCCGGCGGCUUCCGGUACCGCGAGACCUCGCCGCAGGCCUUUGGCCUGACGGCGCGCGACAUCUUGCUCGCGCCGUCGGACAAGGUGCUCAACGAGUUCGCUGGGCUGAAGAAGCUCGCCACGUUCCGCGACGUGGAGAAGAAGCGCCGGGACAGGAAGCACCUGGGCAAGAAGGCCCGGCUGCGCCAGUGGCGAAGGGAUGUCUUUGGCGGCGAGUUUGAGCAUACGGGGCCGACGUAUGGGUUUGAGCGGGUGGUUGCGAAGGAGGUCGGCGAGGAGGAGCCCAAAGAUAAGAGGAGGCGAGAGAAGAAGAGCAAGUCAGUAGCAAAGGACGGCGAGGAGGUGAGCAACAUUAUCGGGGAUGUUGACGGGACGAGGAAGAAGAGGAAGCGGUCAAAGGGGAAGAAGGCUGCCAAGGGU
Messenger RNA from Trichoderma virens Gv29-8, 1950 nucleotides. RefSeq lists its product as uncharacterized. NCBI's taxonomy places the organism in Eukaryota, Fungi, Ascomycota, Sordariomycetes, Hypocreales, Hypocreaceae. Gene Ontology annotation, biological process: endonucleolytic cleavage in ITS1 to separate SSU-rRNA from 5.8S rRNA and LSU-rRNA from tricistronic rRNA transcript (SSU-rRNA, 5.8S rRNA, LSU-rRNA). The record is from RefSeq and is a predicted model, not a curated record. The annotation marks the transcript as partial. Gene Ontology annotation, cellular component: 90S preribosome; nucleolus. The transcript has 2 exons.